Molecule: messenger RNA, 2321 nt
Organism: Oncorhynchus tshawytscha (Chinook salmon)
Lineage: Eukaryota; Metazoa; Chordata; Actinopteri; Salmoniformes; Salmonidae
Product: potassium voltage-gated channel subfamily V member 2-like
Exons: 2
Coding region: 87-1682 (531 amino acids)
Biological process (GO): protein homooligomerization; potassium ion transmembrane transport
Cellular component (GO): membrane; voltage-gated potassium channel complex
Molecular function (GO): voltage-gated potassium channel activity
Source: RefSeq, a predicted model, not a curated record
UAAUCAGAGGGGGGUAUUAAAGUAGAACAGUAAUGCUCCCAGAUUUCAAUCUGCCGUCUGCUGUAUAGUCCACGGAAGGCAACGACAUGGGAAGCACCGGGAGGAUGCUCAACCUUUGGAACAGGAGGCAGAGCCUCUUCCCUAACUACAAAGUCACCGGGCCUAGUGCUGAACUUAGAAGACCCUCAGAAGACAGCACCCUUCCAUUCACCAAGGACAGCUGUAUAAAAGAGUGGAAUUCCAUGCAGGAACUGAGCAAGGACAUUUAUGACAUCUACUCUGAGUAUGAGGAUGAGGAAGAUGAGAAGCCGUUGGCUCUUCUUUCAAGGCUGGCUUCACCCACCAAGAAUUACAAUCUCAACAUCAAUGUUGGGGGGAAGUCCUAUCAGAUAGCUUACCGGUUGGCGGCCAGGUACCCCAAAACUAGGAUAGGGCGGCUUGCCACCUAUACAGACCACAACAAGAAACUGGACCUGUGUGACGAUUACCAAGUCAAGAAAAAUGAGUACUUCUUCGACAGGGACCCAGAGAUUUUCAACAACAUCUUCACCUUCUACAGAACUGGGGUGCUGUGGAUAAAAGAUGAGCUGUGUCCCAGAAACUUUCUGGAGGAGAUCAACUACUGGGGCGUGAGGAUCAAGAACACCCACCGCUGCUGCCGGAUUUCCUUUGAGGAGCGACAGGACGAAAUAAACGAGCAGCUGAACAUCCAGAGAGAGCUGGAGGCCGAGGUGGAGAUCGAGGAGAAUGAGGAGCUGUUUCAGGACAUGUUCAUGGGCCAUAACCGCAGAGUGAUCUGGAACCUAAUGGAAAAACCUUUCUCAUCUGUCCCUGCCAAGCUCAUGGCCUUGGUCUCCAGCCUGUUUGUCCUGGUAUCCCUGGUGGCCAUGACACUCAACACAGUAGAGGAUAUGCAGUACAAGACUCCCUCUGGCCAAUUGAGCGGGAAGACCUACUGUGAAUUUGUGGAGUCUCUGUGCAUUGCUUUUUUCACCAUGGAGUAUCUGCUCAGGCUGGUGUCCACACCUGACCUCCAGACUUUCGCCAGGAGCAUGCUCAACACGGUGGACCUGAUCGCUAUUCUACCUCAGUACCUGCAGCUGGCUUUGGAGUGCUUUGAAAACAAUGACUACGUGAAGCACGAACAUGACAUGAGGACAGUUGGGCAGGUGGGGAAGCUGGGCCAGGUGUUGCGGAUUAUGCGGCUGAUGCGUAUAUUUCGUAUCUUGAAGCUGGCGCGCCACUCCACCGGACUGAGGGCGUUUGGCUUCACACUCCGCCAGUGCUACCAGCAGGUGGGCUGCCUCUUCCUCUUCAUUGCCAUGGGAAUCUUCGCCUUCUCUGCCAUGGUCUACACUGUGGAGCAUGACGUGCCCCAAACCAACUUCACAAGCAUCCCCCAUGCAUGGUGGUGGGCUGCUGUGAGCAUCUCCACCGUGGGCUAUGGAGACAUGUAUCCAGAGACCAUCCUGGGGCGUCUCUUUGCUUUCUUCUGUAUUUCCUUUGGAAUCAUACUGAACGGACUGCCCAUCUCCAUCCUCUUCAACAAGUUCUCAGACUACUACGCCAAACUGAAAUCCCACGAGUAUACCGCAAACAUGAAGAACCGGGGGAAAAUUAGGUUUGCCAAAAGGACAGCAAUGAAGAUCUCACUUUGUUGUGGAGUAGGACACACUACAUGAUGCUACAGCUAACUGUUUAGGACUUUGUAAGACACAAUAUCUGCCUGAUCUUUCUUAAAUUGGCAACAUAUAUAGUAUCGGGUUGAAUAAAGUAAUGUUAACUUUGAAAUUGCUGAAAACCCAUGCACUCUUUUGUCUUACCCAUCAGAUAUGCUUCUCCAGGGGUGGAAAUGGGAGGGAGUCUGGGGGAAGGGGGUUCUGGACUUGAAAACAUUUUGCGAUGUAAAAUUUUGCAUUUCACAUUGAAUUCAUAGAUUUUACAUUGGAGGGCUCCAGGAGUGAUUUUCUUUCUCCAUUUCUACCCCUGCACUUCACACAUAUGACCAAAUGAGAGUGCUUCUCCCCCAAAAGGUAGGCCUGUUAACAAUACCAUAUAGACAGUGCAUUGUCAUAAAGAGCUCCACAGCUAUGGAGCAACUUGCCCUGUCAGGUCAAGUUGAUUCUAUUUGCUCCUUUUUUAUAUUUUUAUGCAUUUAAUGAUUGAAACACUUUCUACAUUGCUUAAUGUCCUUUAUGUCACAUGCUGCUUCUCAGUUUUAAUUUGUAUUUUUUGAACACUUGAAUAACAUGGAGCUUUAAUGAGAUUUGAUUUUGCAAUCAUAUCUUGUAUGCUCAAUAAAGAGAAAUAAUGUUACAUGA